Messenger RNA from Solanum verrucosum, 1291 nucleotides. RefSeq names its product UDP-glucuronic acid decarboxylase 6. Bases 34 to 1074 code for a protein of 346 amino acids. The record is from RefSeq and is a predicted model, not a curated record. Gene Ontology annotation, biological process: D-xylose metabolic process. Gene Ontology annotation, molecular function: NAD+ binding; UDP-glucuronate decarboxylase activity. The transcript is spliced from 12 exons. NCBI's taxonomy places the organism in Eukaryota, Viridiplantae, Streptophyta, Magnoliopsida, Solanales, Solanaceae. Gene Ontology annotation, cellular component: cytoplasm.
AGGAUUUUUUGUGAGGGAUUUGAAUUUUGAGCAAUGGCUAGCAAUUCUGCGAAUGGAGAUCACCAAACAACAACUAAGCCACCUCCAGCGCCAUCCCCGCUGCGCUUCUCAAAGUUCUUUCAGCCUAACAUGAGAAUUUUGGUUACUGGAGGAGCUGGAUUCAUUGGUUCUCACCUAGUCGACAAAUUGAUGGAGAAUGAGAAGAAUGAGGUUAUUGUUGUGGACAACUUUUUCACUGGUUCGAAGGAUAAUCUGAAAAAAUGGAUUGGUCAUCCCAGAUUUGAGCUUAGGCGCCACGAUGUGACAGAGCCCUUGUUGGUUGAAGUUGAUAAGAUUUAUCAUCUCGCAUGCCCUGCUUCUCCAAUUUUCUACAAGUACAAUGCUGUUAAGACUAUAAAGACUAAUGUUAUUGGUACGCUGAAUAUGUUGGGCUUAGCAAAGCGUGUUGGAGCAAGGAUUCUGCUCACGUCAACCUCAGAGGUUUACGGUGAUCCUCUUGUGCAUCCCCAACCCGAGAGCUAUUGGGGUAAUGUUAACCCAAUUGGAGUUCGGAGCUGUUACGAUGAGGGGAAGCGUGUGGCCGAGACAUUGAUGUUUGACUACCACCGACAGCAUGGGAUUGAAAUACGCAUUGCUAGAAUAUUCAACACUUACGGACCUCGUAUGAAUAUUGACGAUGGGCGUGUAGUCAGCAACUUUAUAGCUCAAUCACUUCGGGAUGAACCAUUAACUGUUCAAGCUCCCGGGACACAGACUCGCAGUUUCUGUUAUGUCUCUGAUAUGGUUGAUGGACUUAUCCGUCUCAUGGAAGGGGAUAACACUGGGCCAAUCAACAUUGGUAACCCAGGUGAAUUUACCAUGAUUGAGCUUGCGGAACUAGUGAAGGAGCUUAUCAGUCCGAAAGUUGAGAUAAAAAUGGUGGAAAAUACACCAGAUGAUCCAAGACAAAGGAAACCAGAUAUCACAAAAGCGAAAGAAUUGUUAGGAUGGGAACCAAAAGUCAAGUUGCGCGAUGGCCUUCCACUAAUGGAAGAAGAUUUCAGACUCAGGCUUGGGGUCUCUAAGAAGAUAUAAUACAUCAUACAUACAGUUUAUAAACAUUGAUACAUUUUUUGGCAAACUAUUUUAUGUUUUUUAACCAAAAUAUGUGAUAUUUCCUGCUAUAUUCCAACUGUUUCUUUUGUUGACAGUCAAGUGUGCUUACUGCUUUUUAUAAUCAUAUGGUCUUACACCAUUAGUUUUGUCUGAUGGAUUUUUUAUGCUAUUUGGUGGUUCAAUUUCUCUUUCUGGA